GAGUAAAGGUUUUUGGAUUACUUUUCUGUAAGAGCUUUUAUAGCCAUUUUUCAAAAGAGUGGAGAGUUAUUUCCGUCUCUUUCAAUUUCCUAAAAACAAAGAAUCCGUUGAUCGGUAUGAGAAGUCUGAAUUCCAUUUAAGUUCAGGCGGGAAACGGUCAAAUCCCACCAAGGUUACGCGCCGCCGCGCUCUGGCGGUUGAAACUCACCAACGAACAACCUAAGAUACCCAUUUCCCAUCUGUACGAUUGACCAAAAAUCAGCCAUUGAAAUGAUUCACCAAACGUUUAACAACGCAAUUUCUCCCCUUCUACGCAAAUGCAAGUCCGUCCAGCAUCUCAAACAAAUUCAUGCUCACCUCCUCAAGACCUACCUUUCACAAAGUCCAUACGCCAUUGCACCUUUACUCGAAGUCGCUGCAACUUCCGGCUGUGAUCGCGAUUCUUUCUUCUCUUACGCUUGUGGAAUUUUCAAGAACCUGCAGCAGAGGAACAUUUUCAUGUAUAAUUCAAUGAUCAGAGGGUAUUUUCUAUCGCGUUUUCCGAAACAAGCGAUUUUGUGUUACUUAGAUUUGAUGGAUCGUGGAUUUCUUGCCAAUAAAUAUACUUUCCCGCCAUUGAUAAAGGCUUGCGCGUUAGUUUAUCGUGAGCUGAAGCGAAUAGGUUAUUUGGUUCAUGCCCAUGUUAUUGUACUUGGAUAUGAGAAUGAUGCUUUUGUCGUUAGUGCUCUUGUUGAAUUUUAUUCCUUGUUUGAUUUGAAAGUUGCACGCGUAUUGUUUGACAAAAGUUCUGGGAAGGAUGUAGUUGUGUGGACGGUGAUGGUUGAUGGGUAUGGAAAGGUUGGGGAUAUUGAGAGUGCUAGAGUGUUGUUUGAUGAAAUGCCCGAGAGGAAUGUAAUUUCUUGGAGUGCUAUGAUGGCUGCUUAUUCUCGGGUUAGUGACUUCAGAGAGGUGCUUUGUUUGUUUAGACAAAUGCAAAAAAAGAAUAUUGUGCCUAAUGAUUCAGUUAUUGCUAGUGUUCUUACUGCUUGUGCACAUCUUGGUGCUAUAACACAAGGACUUUGGAUGCACUCUUAUGCCAAGCGCUACGGUUUGGACUCAAACCCAAUAUUGGCUACUGCAUUGGUUGACAUGUAUUCAAAAUGUGGUUACAUCGAAUCAGCUUUAGAAGUUUUUGAGGGCAUUUCAAACAAAGAUGCUGGGGCUUGGAAUGCAAUGAUUUCUGGUUUUGCAAUGACUGGGAAUGUGGUGAAAUCACUUGAGUUAUUUGAUAAAAUGAUUGCCAGUGGAACUCAGGCUACAGAAGCUACAUUUGUCUCUAUCCUUGCUGCUUGUACACACGCCAAGAUGGUUGAGAGAGGCCUUGAAUUCUUUGACCAAAUGUAUCCUGUUUACAGGGUUCAACCUCAAUUCGAGCAUUAUGCUUGUGUGGUUGAUCUUAUGGCUAGAGCAGGUAUGGUAGAGGAUGCUGAGAAAUUCGUGGAGGAAAAAAUGGGAGGCUUUAGUAAUGUGGAUGCCAAUGUGUGGGGAGCAAUACUGAGUGCUUGUAGACAAUAUAGGAAUAUUGAAAUUGGGGACAGAAUUUGGACAAAACUUUCAGCCUUGGGUUUAUUAGACGGUGGUACCCAAGUUCUUUCAUACAACAUCUUUUCUGAAGCUGGAAGGGAAAUGGCGGCAAAGGAGGUAAGAAAAAAAUUCUCAGAAGCUAGAUCGAAAAAAAUACCAGGUUGCAGCGUGAUAGUGGUUGAUGGCGCAGUUCAAGAGUUUCUUGCGGGCGAUCUCUCUCAUCCACAAGUGCAACAUAUAUGUGAAAUGCUUGGUUUUCUUUCUAAAAUGGUGAAGUGGGAGACGGUCAAGUAAUUUAGAAAUGGUUUUCUGUUUGAGGAUCUACAUUCAAAAAUAUCGAGGGACAUCAUGAGGCCUAUAUCUAGGCACUGAGUUUAAAAACUAAGAUUUUAUCCCAAAAUAGUGAAUCCAACAAAAUCACUACAUUUGAGGAUCUAACUUUGAAAAAAAAUAAAAAUAUCUCACAAUGUUUAUAAAAUUGAUGAAAUACUUCUCUCAUUUCUCUCAUCGUCAAUUGGUUUGAGUUGAAACCAACGUCAUCUAAUAUUUUCAAAUAGGAGAAAUCAUUUUUUUAGAAUCUGUGCAUUUCAUUUGGUUUUAUCAUUUUUCUGUAAAUUCAGAGGCUGCGAGUUAUCUCUCAACAAAGUUCACAUAAUUCCAAGUGUGCCAUUGUUUGUGAAAUUGGUUGUGAUGAUCGAGAUGGAAAAAGCACAAAUUCAUGGCGAACGUGAAUAUAACUCAAUGCUUGAAACAUUUACAUCUUCCUUGAGGUAGAUGGUUGAAAUUCUCACUCUCAGAUUUGUUGUACUAAGAAAAGAAAGCACAAAAUCAAAGUAAUCUUGCCAAGGUUUGAUGAGGUAGGGAUGGAGGAUAUUGAUGAGCAAAAGUUUCUCGCAGAUCAUCUAUACUUUGAGGGUAUUCUGGUGUCCUCCAUUUGCAAAAGCCAUUGAGUAACAUUCGCAUCUUCUCCAAAUCAUCUCCAUGGUGGUAGACCAACACUCUGGCAUCUCUCUCUAUAUAUAUUAGCAAGGCAUAUAAAACGCACACUUAAUUGCGGCUCAUGGCUAUGGGGAAAUUAGAAGCUGCUCUUUGGUGCCUGCAAAAUCAAUGGAAGACAAAAUCAUAGGUUGGUGGAGCCAAUCUUGCAGGUGACCCCAGUCCCCAACAUGGUAAGAAAAUUGAGAGUGACUGAUACAACCUAGCACCAUUCAUAUAAAUCGGUAUCUAAGUAUUAAAAUCUAGGUGAAUAUUAAGUACGUCGAGGUGUCUAUAAAUUGGUCCCGUGCCCAUGACUAUGAAGAUAAGAUCUUAGAGUACUUGGGACCAGUUGGCUACUCAACAUAUAUUAUUGUAUCAUAGAGCAAUGGGCUUCCUCCAUGUGAUCAAGAUAUAAGAAUGUGUCAUUGUCACUUGGUUAGUUCAAGGUUAUUUGUGAUUUAUGCUUUGAUGUGAACCACUUUGAAAACACACUCCAAAGUGUUUAUUCUAAAACCACAUCUAAUUUUUUUUAAUAAUGUUCUGGAUCA
Cucumis sativus (cucumber) is the source of this 3089-nucleotide messenger RNA. Its product is annotated as pentatricopeptide repeat-containing protein At5g66520. NCBI's taxonomy places the organism in Eukaryota, Viridiplantae, Streptophyta, Magnoliopsida, Cucurbitales, Cucurbitaceae. The record is from RefSeq and is a predicted model, not a curated record. The transcript is spliced from 5 exons. Gene Ontology annotation, molecular function: RNA binding; protein binding. The coding region runs from base 271 to 1857 and encodes 528 amino acids. Gene Ontology annotation, biological process: RNA modification.